GGAAGUGAAACUCACACAGUCACUGCAACUUAGAGCAGAAAUGGAGCAGAAUCAGCUCGACCGAGAAACUUUCUCCUGUUUGAUCUGUCUGGAUCUACUGAAGGAUCCGGUGACUACUUCCUGUGGUCACAGCUACUGUAUGAACUGUAUUAAAACCCACUGGGAUGAAGAGGAUCAGAAGAGGAUCCACAGCUGCCCUCAGUGCAGGGAGAGGUUCAUACCGAGGCCAGUGCUAAAGAAGAACACCAUGCUAGCAGCUUUAGUGGAGCAGCUGAAGAAGACUGGACUCCAAGCUGCUCCUGCUGACCACUGCUAUGCUGGACAUGAAGAUGUGGCCUGUGAUUUCUGCACUGGAAGAAAACUGAAAGCCAUCAAGUCCUGCUUGGUCUGUCUGGCCUCUUUCUGUGAGAAACACCUUCAACCUCAUUAUGAUUCAGCUGCUUUUAAGAAACACAAGCUGGUGGAGCCGUCCAAGAACCUCCAGGACAACAUCUGCUCUAAGCAUGAUAAGUUGUUGGAGAUCUUCUGCCGCACUGAUCAGAAGUGUAUCUGUUAUCUCUGCACCAUGGAUGAACAUAAAGGUCAUGACACAGUCUCAGCUGCAGCAGAAAGGACUGAGAGGCAGAGAGAGCUGGAGGAGAGACGAGGAAACAUCCAGCAGAGAAUCCAGGACAGAGAGAAAGAUGUGAAGCUGCUUCAACAGGAAGUGGAGGCCAUCAAUCACUCUGCUGAUAAAGCAGAGGAGGACAGUGAGAAGAUCUUCACUGAGAUGAUCCGUCUCCUCCAGAAAAGAAGCUCUGAGGUGAAGCAGCAGAUCAGAUCCCAGCAGGAAACUGAAGUGAGUCGAGUCAAAGAGCUUUUGGAGAAACUGGAGCAGGAGAUCCCUGAGCUGAAGAGGAAAGACGCUGAGCUGGAGCAGCUCUCACACACAGAGGAUCACAACCAGUUUCUCCUCAACUACCCCUCACUGCCAGCACUCAGUGAGUCUACACACUCAUCCAGGAUCAACAUCCGUCCUCUGAGAUACUUUGAGGACGUGACAGCAGCUGUGUCAGAGCUCAGAGAGAAACUACAAGACGUCCUGAGAGAAUCAUGGACAAACAUCUUACUGAUGGUAUCUGAGGUGGAUGUUCUACUGUCGGAACCAGAACCAAAGAGCAGAGCUGGAUUCCUAAAAUGUUCAUGUGAAAUCACUCUGGAUCCAAACACAGUACACAGAGAGCUGGGACUAUCAGAGGGGAACAGGAAGGUGACACUGAUAAGUCAAAGUCAGUCCUAUUCUAGACAUCCAGACAGAUUCACUGGAUGUUAUCAAGUUCUGAGUAGAGAAAGUCUUACUGGACGUUGUUACUGGGAGGUGGAAUUGAAUCGGUUUCAGGUUUGUAUAUCAGUCGCAUACAAGAAUAUCAGCAGAGCAGGAUGGAGGAAUGAAUGUGGAUUUGGAUUUAAUGACAAAUCUUGGGUAUUACACUGUUCCAAAAACAGUUUUAAAGUUGGUCACAACAACAUCUGGACCCCCAUCUCAGGUCCAGUUUCCUCCAGAGUCGGAGUGUACCUGGAUCACAGAGCAGGUAUUCUGUCCUUCUACAGCGUCUCUGAAACCAUGACUCUCCUCCACAGAGUCCAGACCAGAUUCACUGAACCGCUACUGGCUGGAGUUGAUGUUGGUUACACUGAGGACUCAGCAGUGUUUUGUAAACUCAGAUAGAUUUUCUUUCUUCUCUCUGAUUGCUGAUCAGGGUUCAUUGUUCUGAUGUCUCGGCUCUGCUGUUCUUUAGUUUUCCGGUUUAAAUGUAAUUUAAUCUAUAAAGCUGCUAAUGUUUUCUUUCAUUCUGUUAUGACAGAAAAAUGUCUCCACAUGAAAAUCUAAAUUUGUUUAGGCUUUAAUAGUUUUGCCUUAAUAUUUGUAUUGAUGUAUUUUGUCUAGCGUAAAGUGCUAAUAUCUUAUUACACUUCAAAGAAAGACUCAACUAACGUACAAGUAACUUUUCAGUUCUUUGUGUUAAAGAAGCCAUAAAGAUAACCACUGCUGAUGUUUUCUUUCAUUAUUAUGUGAUACAGAAAUGUUUCUACAAAUAAAAAUCUGAA
Messenger RNA from Gambusia affinis (western mosquitofish), 2088 nucleotides. RefSeq names its product tripartite motif-containing protein 16-like. The transcript has a single exon. Gene Ontology annotation, molecular function: zinc ion binding; protein binding. Bases 41 to 1708 code for a protein of 555 amino acids. NCBI's taxonomy places the organism in Eukaryota, Metazoa, Chordata, Actinopteri, Cyprinodontiformes, Poeciliidae. The record is from RefSeq and is a predicted model, not a curated record.